Orbicella faveolata is the source of this 1141-nucleotide messenger RNA. RefSeq names its product RPA-interacting protein A-like. Gene Ontology annotation, cellular component: nucleus. Gene Ontology annotation, biological process: protein import into nucleus. NCBI's taxonomy places the organism in Eukaryota, Metazoa, Cnidaria, Anthozoa, Scleractinia, Merulinidae. The record is from RefSeq and is a predicted model, not a curated record.
AAAAAAGAGUUGUCAUUGGUUUAGAAAUCUGACCAAUUAGAAAGCGUUUUGCAUUUAUCCUCUUCAUUCGCGGGAAGAAGAAAAUAUGGCGGCCAUGGCGGACUGUUUUCCCAAAAGUCCAGAUCCUAUCUCUCGGCACCGUUCGCAGUACAAAUGCAGCACACCGCCCUGGAAAGAACAGUACAGAAAGAGGUGUUUGGAAAGACUCAAAACUGGGAGACAAAAAUCUGUAGAUAGAUUUAGGCAAAUGGAUGACUCUUCCUUAGUGAAGGAAGUAAUGAAUGAGGAGUGGAUACGACUAAGUGAAGAGAACAAGGAGCUUCCACUAUGGCGCCCAACCAGAGAGUCUUGCACACCAUUUGCUGGGCUUGAACUGGAGGAUUCUAAAGAUAGUUCACUUGAUGAAGUUCUUUCUCUAAUGGAUGAGAUACAAAGGGAACUAAUGGAAGAAGAGAGAAAGAUUCUUGCUCGAUACAAUGAAAAUCUGAUGUUUGAAGAAGCCUCCUUGUGUGCAGCUAUUGAAAGUCUGAAAACAGAUGAAUUUGUUACGUGCCCAGUCUGUAAGAGGUGUGAAGUCAAUGGUCGCUUAAUGGUAGAGUUUCUCAGUAGUUUGAGUUGGUUCGUUGUAACGCAGGCUCGUUGGUAGCUCUAGUUUCCAUGGUGUAAAGGGGCAGCAUAAUACAUGUAAAUGUUGUUUUUGUACAUGUAACAAGUAGGGUCACUGGGGGAUGUUUUUUGUGAAAGAAUUUCAAUCAGGGAUUGCAAAUGAUUUACAUUCAAACAUUGCCAUUGAAGCAAUGAGCAGUGCCAAACAUGGUAAACAAACAGCUAUGGACAAACUUCAUUUAACAAUGAAAUGUUGUUACAAGACUAUCAGUACCUUUAAAUUUGUGUUGUUUCCUUAGUAAUCCAACUAUUUUUAAAAUUUGACUGGCAGAAAACAAAAUUCUGCUGAACACUUGUGGACUCUACACUGGAGUCAAAGUGACUCCCUGUAGGAAUUCUUUGGACUCACAGAUUAGCCCUACAGACCUCAAGACUCAUUUUCCACAAAUCAUCUAGUUUGCAACAAUGUUCCCCCUUUGUAUAUACUGUCAAUGUUAAUCCCUUGCUGCAGUAUUCCAAAAAAAUCAUAUUCAAA